ACCAGGCACACAAGGCUCCACCAUGGCUCAGGACUACAUGUGGUACCAGGGCAUUCCUUUCCCUUCCAAGUUGUACACCCCUGAAUCCAUAAAAGCAGUCCACGAGCAGUUUUUGCUGAAGGACGAGGACAUCAUCAUAGUGACCUACCCCAAAUCAGGAACCAACUGGGUGAUUGAGAUCCUGUGUCUCAUUCACAGCAAUGGGGAUCCCGAGUGGAUCCGCUCUGUGCCUAUCUGGGAUCGCUCCCCAUGGAUCGAGAUUAAACAUGGAUUCCAAACCAUAAAAGAAAGGAAGGAGGGUCCCCCACUGAUCACCUCCCACCUCCCCAUCCAACUCUUCCCCAAGUCUUUCUUCACCUCCAAGGCCAAGGUGAUCUAUGUCAUCAGAAAUCCGAAGGAUGUCCUUGUGUCUGGCUAUUAUUUCUUGGCUCAAGCAACGUUUUUGAAGAAUCCACAGUCUCUGCAACAGUAUUAUGAGUGGUUCAUUGAAGGCAGCGUGCCGUGCGGGUCAUGGUUUGCACAUGUCCAGGGCUGGAUGUCCAUGAGGGAGAGGGAGAAUGUGCUGGUGCUCAGUUACGAGGAGCUGAAGAAGGACACGAGGAGCACUGUGGAGAAGAUCUGUCAGUUCCUGGGGAAGAAGUUGAACCCCGAAGAGCUGGAGUUGGUCUUGGAGAACAGCUCCUUCCAGGCCAUGAAGAAAAACACAAUGUCCAAUUACAGCCUGCUGAAAGGGGAUUACUUUUCUCCUGGAUGCUUAAUUACCAGGAAAGGCAUAACAGGGGACUGGAAGAACCACUUCACCGUAGCCCAGGCUGAAGCCUUUGAGAAAAUAUUCCAGGAGAAGAUGGCCGGACUUCCUACAGAGCUGUUCCUAUGGGACUAAGUCCAGACUUCUGCCUGUGUCUGUGGAGACGAAGAUUUGUGUCUCCCUGGGGUCAGGGCACAGAGCUGUCACUUGAUUCUGAUGGUUAGAAUGUUCACGCUGUACAUUUGA
This is a messenger RNA of Dipodomys spectabilis (banner-tailed kangaroo rat), 994 nucleotides long. RefSeq names its product sulfotransferase 2A1-like. Gene Ontology annotation, molecular function: sulfotransferase activity. The transcript is spliced from 6 exons. Bases 23 to 883 code for a protein of 286 amino acids. The record is from RefSeq and is a predicted model, not a curated record. Gene Ontology annotation, biological process: sulfation. NCBI's taxonomy places the organism in Eukaryota, Metazoa, Chordata, Mammalia, Rodentia, Heteromyidae. Gene Ontology annotation, cellular component: cytoplasm.